UUUCCAUCACACUGGUGCGAAGAAGAAGAGUGUGAGGCAAGUCAUCACCACAAGUUGCCCAGGGGCAGGAGACGCUUUCAUCAAGUUUCACGCAUCCUUUUCUUCCGGAUAUUAAACUAAUUUAAUCUAACGGUCCGGGGUCUGGGGCACUGUUAAACAUGGCUGCUCUUUCAGCCUGGUUCUGGAACGAGAGGUUUUGGCUCCCACACAACGUAACCUGGGCGGAUCUGGCAGACCCAGCUCCCGGGGUGGAGUACCCCAAAGCUGGACACUUGUUCACUGCCUUGCCGCUGGCUUUGGGAAUUUUCGCCGUCAGGAUACUCUUCGAAAGGUUUAUUGCCAGUACCUGUGCCCGGAGUCUUCACAUCCAGCCAGGUGUUGGACGAAGAGCUCAGCCCAAUGCAGUGCUGGAGAAGGUGUUUACAUCCAUCACCAAGAAUCCAGACUCUCGCCAUCUGGAUGGCCUAUCCAAGCAGCUGGACUGGGAGGUGCGAAAGGUCCAGCGUUGGUUCAGACACCGCAGGAACCAAGAUAAACCCAGUACACACACUAAAUUCUGUGAGAGCAUGUGGAGGUUUACAUUUUAUUUGUGCAUUUUUACCUAUGGGUUCCGGUUUCUGUGGCAGUAUCCUUGGAUGUGGGAUACACGGCAUUGCUGGUAUGGUUAUCCCUAUCAGGUCAUGACUCCGGGUCUUUACCGCUACUAUGUGACAGAACUGGCCUUCUACUGGUCACUCAUGUUCUCCCAAUUCACUGACAUUAAAAGGAAGGACUUCAAGAUCAUGUUCAUCCAUCACCUGGCGACAGUUGGCCUGAUCAGCUUUUCUUACGUCAACAACAUGACGCGAGUAGGGAGCCUCGUAAUGUGUGUACACGAUGCCUCUGACUUCCUGCUAGAGGCAGCCAAGCUGGCCAACUAUGCCAAGUACCAGCGCUUGUGUGAUUCCCUCUUCAUUAUGUUUAGUGUGGCAUUCUUCAUCACACGACUAGUUAUAUAUCCAGUAUGGGUCCUGAACUCCACUAUGUUUGAGAGCUGGGCCAUAGUCGGGCCAUACCCAUCCUGGUGGCUCUUCAACUUCUUGCUGCUGGUCCUUCAAGUGUUGCAUAUCAUCUGGUUCUACCUCAUAGCCCGUAUAGCUGUCAAAGCCAUGCUGCGGGGCAAGGUAUGCAACGAUGUCCGCAGUGACAUUGAGAGCAGCUCAGGGGAAGAGUCCAACACGCCCAUAGAAGGCCCCAAGGCUUCUUUUCAUACUCCCAAGGGAGAAAACGGCACUAACGGCCACUGUGCUGCUGCUAAAGCCCGAGGGCAGAACCACAGCAGCGGGUGACGUGAGGCUGGGAGCCCCCUGCAGUUCGUCCCUCACAUCUCCAGAAGCUUUUUCUUUUGACAUUCCCUUGACGUGCAAGGCUCUCUCACACAUACUCUCUCACACACACACACACACACACACACACACACACACACACACACACACACACACACACACACACACACACACACACACACACACACACACACACACACACACACACACACACACACCUGCUUUGGAGAGCCCUGUACUGACAUGUAUGACACAACUCAAGAGGUGACAUGGAAACACGGAAAUAAUAUGAAAAUCUGUUGCAUAGCCUUAUUUUUCAAAUGAUGGGAGUGCUGAUGGGGAGUUUGGCUGCAGAUGUUGAUUAGUUUUAAAUGUUCUCUCCCAGUUUUAUUGGUCAGAUGAACUUGAUUAUUUUUGUCUUCUGGGUUAAUUCACACUGGAUCACAAAAGGCAGAAAAUACUACUCUGGAAGUGUGUUGCAUUUCUGAUCUGAGGUUACAGCAGGUAUUAUACAUAUAAAUAACUAUUGUUAUAGCUGUGGUUUUAUCAGCUCUUAAAAGAAGGGCACCUGCUGAGUGUGUGAAAAAAAGUACACUCUUGAAAGUUAAGAGCAGCAGUUUCUGCCUUCUGCGAUCUAUUGUCGAUUUCUCCUUUUAAAAACAUUGUUUGGCAAAUUUGUGACUUAUUGUUUUACUGUUUUUUUUUUACUAAGUCCUAUGAGACCAAAUGUUUAUGAAAUUGUUUGUCACUGCCUAUGGGAGAUUCCAGACAUGAGGACUAUACUAAAUGUCUGGUAUCACAUUCUCACGUGAGGGCUUUGUAAAAUAGAUAUUUACAAAUAUACUCAGUUGUGAAAGAUGUC
This is a messenger RNA of Sander lucioperca (pikeperch), 2187 nucleotides long. It is a transcript of the gene cers5, whose product is annotated as ceramide synthase 5. Gene Ontology annotation, biological process: ceramide biosynthetic process. The record is from RefSeq and is a predicted model, not a curated record. The coding region runs from base 159 to 1328 and encodes 389 amino acids. Lineage: Eukaryota; Metazoa; Chordata; Actinopteri; Perciformes; Percidae. Gene Ontology annotation, molecular function: sphingosine N-acyltransferase activity; DNA binding. The transcript has 10 exons. Gene Ontology annotation, cellular component: membrane.